UCUCCUCUGGUGGUGGCAGACCUGGAUUUGAUCCCAAUUUUGUAGGCUGCGCGUAUGUACUGUAUAUACCGCGUCUUUUGUCGCGGCCCUGGAGCAGACGGCCCUGGUCUCCCUUGGAGAGUCAUCUGAUAAGGCUGGAGGAGAGCCAGGCAGCAGGGCCCCGCGUUCUGGAGAGGAGGACCCAUAUCUCAGGCAACGCGAGCAGCCAGGGCCCCAUUAUCUCCACGAGGCAGGGAGGCGUAUCCCCCCCCCCCCUUGACUCUCUCUCCCCUUCACCCGUUCACCGACCAGACCACAACCUGCCUCGGACGACGCCCCGCAGCCCGUGAGAUCUGCACCGAGGGCAGGGUCGCCUCAACCGCCGAGUGCGUCUUUUGCGCUCGAGAAGGACAAAACCACCGGGCUGUUAUUAUUAUUAUUAUUAUUAUUAUACUAAUUAUUAUUAUUAGAGUCGGGCCGUGCGCGCAAAGGCUGCCCGCGGCAUCCUUAACAGGGAGGGUGCCACAGUCGGGAGGAGAAGCAGAAGCAGCAGCAGCAGAGGAGGAGGAGGAGGAGGAAGAGGAGGAGGAGGAGGAACGGGCGGCAGAGUAAUUCCGAAUUGACGCUCAGAAAUAAACAAGAAGACAACCCCGUUUGGAAGACGUCCGCGGCGGGAAAGCGAACGGGAUCUGCGUCUGAAGGCGGCUUGAGCAGCGGCGCAACGUUUUAAGCCUCCAGCGCCGCGGCAGGAAAGCAUCCUCCGACUCGGGACAGGAGGGGAUGACGGAGGGGAUGAGGAGAAUAAGAAAACACAAACCGCUGUAGGAAAUGCGCUGACGACACAUGUUCGACACUGUGCGCGACGAUCGCCGCAUCGUUACACGGGGCCAUAUACAACUGACGAUCCCAAGAGGCGCAGCAUCCUUCACGGGGACAUCGGGCGCACACGCGCGCAUCCCCCGGAAAAUAACACGCUCACUGUCAAAGUCAGGCGCUGAUCUGGAGGAUGGCUGAGGUGUCACAAGAGGAGAAACUCCUGGCCAUCGCUGAGAAAAGGAAGAAGCAGACGGAGAUUGAAAACAAGAGGAGGCAGCUGGAUGAUGACCGAAGGCAACUGCAGCAUCUCAAGUCGAAGGCACUGAGGGAGCGCUGGUUGUUAGAUGGAGCUCCAGCGGAGGAGGAGACCCAGAAGCGUCUGCAUGAGGACGAGGUGAAGACCAAACUCCUGGAGCAGGUCAUCCUCAGGCUGGAGCAAGAGAUCGAAGAACUGGAGACAGACGAGCCAGAAAAUAAGGGUGUGGCCAAAGAAAAUGGAGGUGAGAAUGGAGUAGUGCAGACCUCUGGUCAGACUCCCAAGAGAGAAGUGACAGGGAUUGAGGCCACGCUGCUGGGGCCCAGUCCUGACCAAGCAAGCGCAGACAACCCGGUCACCCUGGUGUUCAUGGGCUACAAGACCGUCGAAGAGGAGCAGGAGACCCGCACGGCCCUGGGAAUGGAGGGGGUGGACGGCAACGUGAAGGCCGAGUUUGUCGUGAUCGAGGACGGGGAGGCGAAAGCGGGAGGAGAGGCGGCCACAGAAGAGCAGGCUCCGCCCAACGGGAGCAUGGCGGAGAAAGAGAAGGUCAACGGAGGUGGCGAAGAGGGAGAGAAGGAAAAGGAGAAGAAACAGACCUGCAAGUGCUGCACGGUCAUGUGAGCUGUGUGUGCGUGUAAACGUGUGUGUGCAUGCGUGCGUGCGUGCGGGUGUGGGUCUGUGUGUGUGUGUGUGUGUGUGUGUGUGUGUGUGUGUGCGUGUGGAUGAGUACACACCUGGCAUUGCAUGUGUGUGUGUGUGUGUGUGUGUGUGUGUGUGUGUGUGUGUGUGUGUGUGUGUGUGUGUGUGUUUGUGUGUGUGUGUGUGUCAGGACUGGAAAACAAAAACCGAAGUACACAACCAAUAUACCAACAAUGAGAGCCAAUACAAGCUCCAGCUUCAACAACAACAACAACCACAAAGACUCAUAAGUACACUUUACUCUGUAUACUUUCCCUGAUAUGUAUUUGACUCUUGAUUUCUAUUGAUAUUUUUCUAUUUUUCUGUCUUGACAUUUAUAUUGUAUUCAGUAUGUAUAUCUUUAUUAUGGGACUGUGUACUGUAAGUUCAUUGUUAUUAUUGUUGGAAAAAAAGAAACUGUAUUAGCUCUCUGGAUUGUACUGCUACCCGCUGGUGGAUAUCUGGAAACUUCAAAUCAUUUAAGUCAAAACAGAAUACUAUGAAGGACACAGAUGCUUAUAUAUAUAUAUAUAUAUAUAUAUAUAUAUAUAUAUAUAUAUAUAUAUAUAUAUAUAUAUAUAUAUAUAUAUAUAUACACCUGUGUAGGCCUACCAACUACUUAUCAGUCAAUUUCAUAUUACAAUAUUGUCCAAGAUAUUAUUUUAAAUAGUAUUUUAAUAUAUUGAUAUAAAAUUAUGUUUUAUACAAUGUAUUUAUUGUUUUUGGUUCUCUAUAUUCAUCUCCAACCAUUAACUGCAUGUUAGCUUGUAAGCACUACCAGAUUCGCGUAACCAUCAUUACAAGUGUCGGUGCUUUCUUACACCCACACAUGCUCAUAUCCAACGUCUUUCUGUCAGUAACGGUGAAUAUAAUUGGCGGUGUUAGAGAUAUGCAUUAACUUUUAAUAGAAAUCUACAAGCGGCGGAGACAAGAGGCAGAUUAGUACAAUGACCCUGUUUGCAAACUGCAUUAGCUUCGCAUAGAAGCGGUAUAUGACACAUGUACAUGAAGAUCACCGCUUUUGUUGGGUUUUUUUGUUUAUUUUUUCAAUAAGAUGGAUACACUUAUACUUCAUGAUCGGCAGAGUCACAACAAACCGUUGCUCAUCGAUUAGAAAUGCUUUUAAGGAUUUUUGCUCUCUCAGACGUAAAAUCAAUGUAAAUCUUAUGAGGUAGCACUGCAUGAAGCCUUGCAACACUUUUUGAUUGUCUUGUCACUUGUUAGGUCUUUUAUUAUACGCUGUCACGUUCACAUGAAUGUAAAUCCAGGGGUUAAAUUGGGAUUCGUUCUACCUUUAGCAUAAAGAAGAGGCGGGGCUUGCUCAGCUCGCCGUGAAAAAGGAAGGUUUUUGUCUCUCAAAUGAACCAAAUAAAAUCCUGAUGAUUCUGUAA
This is a messenger RNA of Scophthalmus maximus (turbot), 3123 nucleotides long. It is a transcript of the gene palm1b, whose product is annotated as paralemmin 1b. The transcript has 7 exons. The coding region runs from base 986 to 1675 and encodes 229 amino acids. Lineage: Eukaryota; Metazoa; Chordata; Actinopteri; Pleuronectiformes; Scophthalmidae. The record is from RefSeq and is a predicted model, not a curated record. Gene Ontology annotation, cellular component: membrane. Gene Ontology annotation, biological process: regulation of cell shape.